UAUUGACCCCUCCUCUUAACACGAUCUCCAAUCUCUCUCUCUCUGAUCGCCGUCUCUAUCUUGCCUCGUCUUUUUUUUUCUUUAAAUUAUUUAUUUAUUUUCCUCUAAAAUAACACUGAGAUAUAAUAAACGGAGCCUAAAUAAAAUCUUUCAAUCCAUAUUUUUGAUAGAUCAAUAAGGCUUCGGUUUUCCUCAGCUGAUCCAGAUCUUAGCCGUUGGCGAUGGCGGCUUCAACUGCUAGUGGCACGGGAUGGUACAAAGGGAGAGUCAAAGCAGUUCCAUCGGGGGAUAGCUUGGUGAUAAUGGCCUUGACCAGUAACAGGCCUGGACCUCCACCUGAGAAAACCAUUACCUUGGCUUCUCUCAUUGCUCCUAGACUGGCCCGAAGAGGAGGUGUUGAUGAGCCAUUUGCCUGGGACAGCAGAGAGUAUUUGAGGAAGCUCUGCAUUGGAAAGGAAGUCACUUUUAGAGUCGAAUAUGCAGUACCAAGCAUAGGCCGAGAAUUUGGGUCUGUCUACCUUGGUGGUGACAAAAAUGUUGCAAUGUUGGUUGUCUCUGAAGGCUGGGCUAAGGUUAGGGAGCAAGGACAGCAGAAAGGGGAAGCAAGUCCUUUUCUUGCUGAAUUGCUACGUCUUGAAGAACAGGCCAAACAACAAGGUGUGGGUCGAUGGAGCAAGGUACCUGGUGCUGCUGAGGCUUCUAUACGUAAUUUACCUCCUUCUGCCAUUGGUGACCCAAGUAACUUGGAUGCCAUGGGUCUUCUGGCUGCAAAUAAGGGCAGUCCAAUGCAAGGUAUUGUUGAGCAGGUUCGCGAUGGUAGUACUGUUCGAGUCUAUUUGCUUCCAGAUUUUCAGUUUGUGCAGGUCUUUGUUGCUGGCAUCCAGGCCCCUUCAAUGGGUAGAAGGGCUGCUGCCGAAACUGUUGUUGAAACAGAUUUGACUUCUGAUGAACAAAAUGGAGAUGCUUCAGCUGAGCCACGGGCUGCCUUAACAUCAGCACAGAGGCUUGCUGCAUCAUCGACAGCUUCUUCUGAAGUUUCUUCUGAUCCGUUUGGACCAGAAGCAAAAUAUUUUACAGAAGUUCGCUGUUUGAAUAGAGAGGUUCGUAUUGUCCUCGAAGGUGUAGACAAAUUCAGCAAUUUGAUUGGGUCAGUUUAUUAUCCUGAAGGUGAUACGGCAAAAGACCUCGCUUUGGAGCUUGUGGAAAAUGGUCUAGCAAAAUAUGUUGAAUGGAGUGCUAAUAUGAUGGAGGAUGAUACCAAGCGGCGUUUGAAGUCUGCAGAGCUUCAAGCCAAGAAGGCUCGGCUGAGGAUGUGGACAAACUAUGUACUGCCAGCUACAAAUUCCAAGGCAAUUCGUGAUCAAAACUUCACAGGAAAGGUUGUGGAGGUUGUUAGUGGGGACUGCAUUGUUGUGGCUGAUGAUUCUAUCCCUUAUGGCAGUCCUCUUGCUGAGCGCCGAGUCAAUCUUUCAAGCAUUAGAUGUCCAAAAAUGGGCAAUCCUCGAAGAGAUGAAAAGCCAACUGCCUAUGCCCGUGAAGCAAGGGAAUUUUUAAGAACACGCCUUGUAGGAAAACAGGUGAGUGUACAAAUGGAAUAUUCCAGGAAAGUCCCCAUGGCAGAUGGAGCUCCUGCUGCAUCUGCAGAUUCAAGGGUAAUGGAUUUUGGCUCAGUCUUCCUCCUGUCUCCCGUCAAGGGUGACGGUGAUGAGGUUUCUGCAGCAAACGCAUCUGCAGCUGGCAGCCAGCAGCCUGGCCUGAAUGUGGCCGAGUUGGUUGUUGGACGUGGCUUUGGCACUGUGAUAAGACAUAGAGAUUUUGAGGAAAGAUCAAACUAUUAUGAUGCCCUUCUGGCUGCUGAAUCCCGUGCUAUUUCUGGGAAGAAGGGAAUUCAUUCUGCGAAGGAUCCUCCAGUCAUGCACAUUCAAGACCUUACAAUGGCAUCAGCCAAGAAAGCUAGGGAUUUCCUGCCAUUCCUGAAUCGUGGCAGGAUUCCAGCUAUUGUGGAAUAUGUCCUAAGUGGUCAUCGUUUCAAGUUGUUGAUCCCAAAGGAAACUUGUAGCAUUGCCUUUUCAUUUUCUGGUGUCAGAUGUCCUGGUCGCGAGGAGCCCUACUCAGAUGAAGCCAUAGCUCUGAUGAGACGAAAGAUCAUGCAGAGAGAUGUGGUGGUUGAAGUGGAAACUGUCGAUAGAACUGGAACAUUUUUGGGAUCUUUGUGGGAGUCAAAAACCAAUGUGGCUGUGACGCUUCUUGAGGCUGGCCUGGCUAAGCUACAAACUUCAUUUGGUAGUGAUAGGAUUCCUGAUGCUCAUCUUCUUGAACAGGCUGAGCUAUCUGCCAAGAGGAAGAAGCUGAAAAUUUGGGAGAGUUAUGUUGAAGGAGAGGAAGUUUCCAAUGGACCUGCCACUGUUGAAAACAAACAAAAAGAACUGCUACAGGUGGUGGUUACAGAAAUAUUGGGUGGCGGAAAAUUUUAUGUCCAGACAGUGGGAGAUCAGAGAGUAUCAGCUAUCCAAAAACAGCUUGCAUCUUUAACUAUCCAAGAAGCUCCUGUGAUUGGUGCCUUUAACCCUAAGAAGGGUGACAUCGUCCUUGCUCAGUUUAGUAUGGAUAAUUCCUGGAAUCGUGCAAUGAUUGUCAAUGCACCUCGAGGAGGAGUUCAAUCUCCUAAUGACAACUUUGAAGUGUUUUAUAUUGAUUACGGGAAUCAAGAGGAGGUUCCAUACAGUCAAUUACGACCUCUUGAUCCUUCAUUAUCAGCGUCUCCUGGGCUUGCUCAGCUAUGUAGUCUUGCAUUCCUUAAAGUUCCGAGCCUGGAUGAUGAAUUCGGUACCGAAGCUGCUCAGUUUUUGAGUGAGCAGACAAUGGGAAGCUCACUGCAGUUUAAUGCUAUGAUAGAGGAAAGGGAUGUUUCUGGCGGGAAAGUCAAGGGAAAAGGAACUGGCACCGUUCUCAUUGUAACUCUCGUUGCUGAGAAGUCAGACCUUAGCAUUAAUGCUGCAAUGCUCCAGGAGGGACUAGCUAGGUUGGAGAAAAGGAAGAGAUGGGAAUCCAAGGAUAGAAAAUCGGUGAUUGACAAUUUAGAGAACUUUCAGAAAGAGGCAAAAACUGGUAGGCGUGGAAUUUGGCAAUAUGGAGAUGUGGAUUCGGAUGAUGAUGAGGAUCUCCCUACACUUGCAGCAGCUGCUGCUAAGAAGACUGGGGCUGGUCGCCGAUAGAUAUAUUAAUAUUAAUCACUUGAAGGUAAACCCCGCCUUCACUUUGGGGGUUAUGAUUACCCCAAAUGAGUACUUUUAGUAGUUUUAUAGGUAGUUAAAAGAGCACCUAGAAGAGAUUCUCAGCCUAAACUUGCUUAAAUUUUGACUGCUUUUCUUUUUUCUUUUUCUUUAUUUAAUCUUUUAUUUUUGGUAGCGCGGCUGACAGUUGUUUUGAACAUGUUUAAAUAAGGUUGAACUGUAGCACUUCUCUUUUGUUUCCAUGCGAGGACGUUAUAGACAUUUUCUUUUCCCCGUUGGAAAUAGUUUAUGGAUGUUUUCUUGUUAUCUUC
This is a messenger RNA of Gossypium raimondii (Peruvian cotton), 3544 nucleotides long. RefSeq names its product ribonuclease TUDOR 1. Lineage: Eukaryota; Viridiplantae; Streptophyta; Magnoliopsida; Malvales; Malvaceae. Gene Ontology annotation, biological process: mRNA catabolic process; regulatory ncRNA-mediated gene silencing. Gene Ontology annotation, cellular component: cytosol; RISC complex; nucleus. Bases 222 to 3215 code for a protein of 997 amino acids. The record is from RefSeq and is a predicted model, not a curated record. Gene Ontology annotation, molecular function: nuclease activity; RNA binding. The transcript has 17 exons.